AUCAACUGAUGCCCCAUUAAUUACGUAUACCGAGCAUGAUUUUUGUUCCAGCGAUGUAUCAGUUUGUAGGAGGAAAUCUGUUUGGCAAUUGCGUACGGCAGCUUUCUUCAUGCUACCUGAUGCAUCACGCGUGGCAUGAUUUGUUCCUAGAUCCUCCAAUCUUCCAUAGUUGGCACCUUAUUACCUCAAAAUAAAAGGCCAUAUACUACGCUUUUCAUUUGGCGUAUUGACCUAGUAGGCAACCAGCUAGAAUCAAAUCGGUACACCUGGUCAUAUAGUACAAUCCUGAUUGACAAGAAACUAGAGUUUACUACAUCUUUUUCUUUUGCUGUUUAUCCUUCAUCCCAAAUUACAAUUCGUUUUAACUUUUUUAGAUACAUAGAUUUUGAUAUGCGUCUAGAUAUAUAAUAAGUCUUGAUACAUAGCAAAAGUUAUGUCGCUGGAAUAGCCAAAAUGAAUUAUAAUUUGGAACGGAGGGAGUUGUAGAUUAUUAUUGCAAGUUCUAUUUGGUUUUGUUAAGUAAAAGUUGGUUUUUUUUCUUAAUUUGUAUCAACCGGUACUCUUUCCAAAGACCUAAAAAAAAUAUCAUCAUAGUACAAAAGGAAUUAAUCGCUUUAUUCUCAGAAAACACUUGAGAUACACACAUGUACACACAAAGAAAAAACUCUACCUGUUUAAAGUACCACGCGUGCUAGUUCGAUCAAAACGAAAUAGCAGUACUGCGUGUUAAUUUGACUCCGACUCUCCGGGGUCUCAGUCAUUGCUGGGUCCGAAUCUUCCAUACAGGGAUACGGUUACGUUGAAAGUUCCCACGAAGCAAUUUCCGCACGUGCGUGCUGCGCUACAUGGAGGGGACAGCUAGGGAAGAAAGCAUCGUCAUCAGCUGGUAGAUGCGCAGCAGUUGACCUACGCGCACGUCAAUUCAGCACGCUGCUGCUGCAUGCGCUGCGACGAUCAACUCCUGCAAACGCCUCGCCGUCUCAGACUCGGCCUCCUCCCAAAACCUUGUCCUCGUCUUCUCACCGUCGUCGUCUCCGUCUCCACACACACACGCAAACACACGCAAACGACGCGACGACGAACUCGCACAGAACCAACACAGAAAGGGGGGAAAAAGCAGCGCCUUUUUGACUCCGACAAUCGAGUCAGUUAUCGCGAUUCGCGAAUACAGUAUGCACGUCAAUUUCAGCAAGAGCACGCGAGGGCGAUCAUAUCCAUGGCGAACGAGGAGAUGAUCAUGGCGGCGGCGGCGGACCACCACCGGCAGCAGCACCGCCACCUGCAGGACAGCGGCAGCAGUAGCAGCGCCCACGUGAGACCGGCGGAGGUGGCGCCGGCUGCGGGUCCUUCCAGUUCCCGGCAGGGCUUCGCCGCCGUGGCCGCCGCGCCGGUGAUCGACCAGCAGGUGGUCUCGGGGCUGUCCAUGAAGCGGUCGCUGCAGCUGUUCCUGCAGAAGCGCAAGGCCAGGGCGGGCGGCGCCGUCGCGCCGCCCUACGCCGGCGGCAGGCAUGCUCAGGCGAUCAUGAGACACUGACCAACAGACUCCUAGAUGAAUGAAAGGGCUCUCUUUUAUUUCAGUUUUCUUGACAUGAGGGGCGUGCAUUAUAGCGAUCGCAGUACAUAUAUGCUAGUUCGUUGGGAUAUGAUUUGAAUUUGAUUGGGUUUUGUUGUUCUGUUCUGCUUCGUUUUUGAAGGCGAAUUGCUGUUUAAUUUGUUCUUCGUCACACAGCUAGAUGUAUAGGCACGCACAGAAUGAUGGUAUGGAGGAAACAUUUUGUGAUCAAAUACUACAGUCCAUGUAACCUGUAAGAUUUAAUUUUA
Messenger RNA from Setaria italica (foxtail millet), 1821 nucleotides. Its product is annotated as protein TIFY 5. Gene Ontology annotation, cellular component: nucleus. The record is from RefSeq and is a predicted model, not a curated record. NCBI's taxonomy places the organism in Eukaryota, Viridiplantae, Streptophyta, Magnoliopsida, Poales, Poaceae. The coding region runs from base 941 to 1534 and encodes 197 amino acids. Gene Ontology annotation, biological process: response to wounding; regulation of jasmonic acid mediated signaling pathway; regulation of defense response. The transcript is spliced from 2 exons.